UAUCCUAUACACUCUCGUCUAUAUAUACAGCCGCGCAGUAUUCAAAACCGGCAUUUAUUGCAACGCAGCCUCAUUAAUCGGUUAUUUUUGUGAUUAAGAAAUAAUAACAAGCUUUGAAUCGUCGUGUGCUAUCAGCUAGAAUUAAUGUUCAAUUUAAAACACCGCAGGGCAAUUAUGUAUAAUAUUUUACAAAACAACUGAAGUUGUUUUGAACAAACGUGCGGAGAAUAGCUGUACAGGACUAUUGCAGUUGGUAAUAAAAGGACAGAAAGUAGAUAUAACGUAUCGGGAUUUUGUAUUUGCAAAUUUGCCUUUCGUACUUCACUGAAAAUGAAGCCGAUGUUGGGGGCGGACGAGGAAUACCAAUGCGGCCUGGACGACGAGAGCCUCAAGAAGGCGUGCCGGGAGCUCAACGAGGACCCCAAAGAGCGCCUGGGCGCACUCGCCACCUUCCGGGAGUGGAUUGCCCAGCAGAAGUGGCUUAAAACGCCCACAGACGCUCGCUAUUUGCUGGGGUUCUUACGGGCCCGGAAGUUCAGUCAGUUAGGGGCCCGAGAGCUACUGGAGAACUACUGGACGAUAAGGACCAAGUAUUCCGAAUGGUACAACGGGGUGGACUCAGGGGAAGAAACUAUGCAGGAUAUACUGCAACAAGGCAUUUAUGUUCCAUUGCCUGGACGGGACAAACAAGGGAGAAAAAUCGUCAUUGUCCGAUUAGGUGAAAUGGACCCACGCGGCAAAAGGAACACGUUCGAUGACGUCAUGCGGGCAACCUUGGCGAUGUUCGAUUACAUCCUGCUGGACGAGAACAUUCAGGUGAACGGCUGGUGUUCAUCAUCGACCUGACCGGCUUCAGCAGACACCACUUUGUCUCUGCCGGCAUCGAGAACACCAAGCGAUGCAUGGUAGUUACUCAGAAAGCCCUUCCAGGCCGGAUAAAGGAACUCCAUUACUACAACCCUGGACCGAUUUUCGAAAGUAUCUUUAAUAUGAUACGACCCAUGAUGAGCGAUAAGCUGAAACAAAGGGUCCACGUGCAUGGUCAAAGUCUGACGUCAGUAUAUGAGAAGAUUGAGAUGUCGCUGCUACCCGAGGAUUACCUCCCUGAAGACGAGACCCCAAACGCGGGAUAUAUUGAGGACAUUUGUA
Messenger RNA from Dreissena polymorpha, 1149 nucleotides. Its product is annotated as clavesin-1-like. Gene Ontology annotation, molecular function: phosphatidylinositol bisphosphate binding. NCBI's taxonomy places the organism in Eukaryota, Metazoa, Mollusca, Bivalvia, Myida, Dreissenidae. The record is from RefSeq and is a predicted model, not a curated record. The transcript is spliced from 7 exons. Gene Ontology annotation, cellular component: membrane. The coding region runs from base 331 to 846 and encodes 171 amino acids.